AUGCCACCUUCCUCCUUGCAUCCCAAGGUUUACAUCCGAUUACUUUACGAUAUAGUCGUUUUCUUAUGCAGGCUUCCGUUCUGGCUGUUACAUCACAGUUUGGCUGCUUUACAACGUCGACAUCGAGAGAUUGAAAGGGAGUAUACCGCGAAAAGGGAGGUUCCUCGCUUUCCUCCUCGUCUUGUGACGUUGUCGGCAUCUGAAGACGAAACUUCUUACCAUAACUCGGCAAGCGACUCCGAGGACGAGCCCCUUGCUUUGAUACCGCCUUCCCCGACACAUUCAACUGCUCACUCACCCUCGAUACCACCACCACCAUACCACAGCUUAUCUUCACCACCUCAACACGGCCCAGUGUCACCACCUUCACCACUGGUUGCUGACGAAAAGCCAACACCACCACCCAUUACACCUGAACCAACAACCCCCACCAUGUCCUCCAAACACUUCGACCCCAACCCCCCCCACCUCCUCCUCACCUCCCUCCACUCCCAAACCCUCACCAACCCCUCCCUAGCCCUCGACUCCCAAAACAAAAUCCUUUACCUCCGCCCCUCCUCCAAAUCCUCCUCCCAACGCGUCCAUCUCGUCUCGGGCGGCGGCGCAGGCCAUGAACCCUCCUUCUCCGGCUUCGUCGGCACCGGCCUCUUAUCCGCCGCCGUAUCAGGCACAAUCUUUGCCUCCCCCUCCGCAGAGCAAAUCCGCACUUGCCUCUUCUCCCGCCUGCCCCCCAGUUCCGAAACCUUGGUAACUGUCAUGAAUUACACGGGCGAUGUCCUCAAUUUUGGGCUCGCUGUCGAGAAGGCCAAGGCUGCUGGGAAGAGAGUUGAGAUGGUGAUUGUGGGGGAUGAUGCCGCUGUGGGGAGGACAAAGGGUGGGAAGGUUGGGAGACGAGGAGUGGCGGGAACGGUCUUGGUGGUCAAGAUUGCGGGUGCGUUGGCGAAGAGGGGAUAUAAACUUGACGAGGUUGCAAAGGUGGCGAGGUUGGUGGCGGGGAAUUUGGUUAGUGUUGGGGCUAGUCUUGGGCGGGUCCAUGUACCGGGACGGGCGGUGAAUAAGGAGGAGGAGGGGGAGAAGUUGGGGGAGGAUGAGGUUGAGAUUGGGAUGGGGAUCCAUAAUGAGGCCGGGGUGGGGAGGGAGAAAAUGGAACUGAAGCGAUUGGUGGGAAAGAUGCUGCGGAUGAUGCUGGAUAGGAAUGACAAGGAGAGGGGUUUUGUGAAUGUCAAUUCGAAUGAGGUGGUUUUGUUGGUGAAUAACUUGGGUGGGGUGAGUGUACUGGAAUUGGGAGGGAUUGUGGCUGAGGUGGUGAAGCAGUUGGGUGAGGACUGGAAUAUCAAGCCGGUGAGGGUGUUGAGUGGGACAUAUAUGACGAGCUUGAAUGGGUUGGGGUUUAGUGUUAGUUUGUUGAAUGUGGUGAAUACGGAUAUCGGGGGACCGGGGAUGAUUGAGUUGUUGGAUGAUGAGUGUGAGGCUACAGGGUGGCCGGCGCAGAUAUCGAAGUUGACUUGGGAGGAGAGGAAUCAGGCUACGAGGGAGGAGGAUGCAUCGAAUGGGGAGGAGGUAGGCGAGAGUGGGUUGAGGGUCGAUGCGAAGGCUGCUCAGGAGGUGCUCACUCGGGGGUUGGAGGCGGUGGUUGCGGCGGAACCUGAUGUGACGCGGUAUGAUACUAUUGUUGGUGAUGGAGACUGCGGUAUUGGUCUCAAGAGGGGUGCUGAAGCCAUCUUGCGCCACCUCUCGAGCAAGCCCUUGACUGGCGACGUUGUGAUAGACCUUGCCAACAUCAUCCCAGUGGUCGAGAUGGAAAUGGACGGCACAUCUGGAGCCUUGUACGCCAUCUUUCUCAACGCUCUUGUUGCUGCUUUGAGAACAACAUCACAAAGCGAAAAGGAGGCAUCAGCCAAGGUUUGGGCUGCCGCACUUCGCCAAAGCUGUGAAGCUCUCUCAAAAUACACACCAGCUCGGCCUGGAGAUCGCACACUUGUGGAUGCUCUAUAUCCGUUUGUCAACACUCUUGAGGAGACAGGAGAUGUUAAGAAGGCGGCAGAGGCAGCAGUUGCUGGUGCUGAGGGCACCAAGGGGAUGAAGGCCAGUCUGGGAAGGACCGUCUACAUUGGCGGUUCUGGGUUUGAGGAAGUUCCUGACCCAGGUGCUUGGGGCUUGGCGAGCUUCUUCCAGGGCUUGGCUGGGAUCAAAAAGCUGGAGGAGGAUUCGAACGGGUGGGAGAAGCUUUGAAUUUCCAGGGACAUUGAGUGUAUGAAAUCAUCAUGAACAAUUGAUAAGAAGAAACUGUCC
Messenger RNA from Podospora bellae-mahoneyi, 2292 nucleotides. RefSeq names its product dihydroxyacetone kinase Dak1 (gene dak1). Gene Ontology annotation, cellular component: cytosol. The transcript has 2 exons. The coding region runs from base 1 to 2232 and encodes 743 amino acids. Gene Ontology annotation, biological process: glycerol catabolic process. The record is from RefSeq and is a predicted model, not a curated record. NCBI's taxonomy places the organism in Eukaryota, Fungi, Ascomycota, Sordariomycetes, Sordariales, Podosporaceae. Gene Ontology annotation, molecular function: glycerone kinase activity; ATP binding.